Molecule: messenger RNA, 1148 nt
Organism: Humulus lupulus (European hop)
Lineage: Eukaryota; Viridiplantae; Streptophyta; Magnoliopsida; Rosales; Cannabaceae
Exons: 4
Coding region: 243-1148 (301 amino acids)
Source: RefSeq, a predicted model, not a curated record
GCAGAAAACUUAUGAUUUGGACCCCAAACAAAAGCAACAGAUGUUGAAGGAUGCGGGAAAGUACUUCCGAAAUUGGAAGACUAAUCUUACUAGGGUACACGUUUACGACGCUUUGAAAAAAAUACCCAAAUGAGUUCCCGCCAGCUUUGCCAUUUGGAUUUGAGAAUGUCAUAACUCCGGAUGAAUGGUUAGCGUUUGUGAACUCAAGAUUAACUCCCGAGUGGCAAAGAAAGAGAGAGGAGAUGCAAAAUUAUCGAGCACUGAAUAAAUACAAUCACAACCUCUCUAGAGGAGGCUAUGUGCGUAUUGAAGAGAUGUUAAUGGAACAAAGUGGGAAAAGUCUGACUGAACUUGAUAGGGCAGAUUUAUGGAGCAUGGGUCGUCGGAAUGCAAAAGGAGAGCUAAUUGGAGAGGCCUCUGAGAUUCAAAAAAAUAUUGAUCAUUACCGGCAACUCCAAGCUGAGGGUAAAUGGGCACCUGAUGGCCCUGAUGAUGUGCUGACGAGGGCGUUGGGCACUCCUGAGCCUCGAGGACGUGUUAGGGCUGGAGGACACGGUGUGUCCCGCUCAGUAUAUUGGAAUACUCCAACACCUACCUCAACGAAAAAUAAAUCAAAAGCCUCUUCUUCGAAUGACGACAUUAGAAAGGAAUUUGAAGAAAGAUUUCGAAAACAAGAAGAAGAGCAUCGUCAACAAGCACAACGCCUAGAAGAGCGCCUUCAACAACAAGAUGAGCUCUUGAGAAAAUUAUUGGCCCAACAGAGCGGGUCAGGAUCUAACGUUGGAGUCCCACCAGCGCCAUCAUCAUACUAUGUGCCCGACCCACCAGUGCCACCAGCGCAGGCGUCCUACUAUACUCCGGACCCAGUAGUGCCUCAAGCAGAACACCACAUUGUUGCACUACAACCGCUUUUGCAAGAGGGCCGAGCAUGCCAAUUAGCAAUUGGUUCGGUUUCAAACAUUGUUGCAUCAGGUACACUCAUUGAAAGAGAGGCAGGCAACAACUUCCAAGUUAUGAUUACGAGUGUUCUUAAUUGUAAUGGGUGCCAACGUUUAAUGGCAGAGAUAGCUAGUAAGAGUUUAAAUGUAACCAUCUUAGCUACUGGAGAAAAAGUAUCAAAGAAAUCAAGCCCUUCUUGUUGCGUGUAA